AUGGCGAAGCGGCGGCGGGCGCAGCACUCACUGACGGCCCUCGCAUGGCUCGCAGGGUGGCUCGCCGCCAGCCUGCUCGCGUCGCUUGUGACGACAAACGCCGUUCCGCUCGAACCCACUCAAGUGCAAUUCCUGAACGAAUCUCAGGCGGCAUGGAAGAGCGUGAAGUUCCCCGGCUUGGACGGCCCCAAACCUGACUGCGACCUGCUUUCUCCAUACGACAUCAGUUGUGACGCGCACGGCAUGAUUGAUAAACUGUUUCUGAGGAACCAAAAUCUGCGAGGGCCCAUUCCGCAAUCAAUCAGCAACCUCAGGAACUUAACUUGGCUAGAUCUCUCCUUGAGUGUACUUUCAGGCAGCAUCCCGGCAGGCGUCGGUGAUCUCAAUCAAAUGCUCUACAU
Molecule: messenger RNA, 401 nt
Organism: Closterium sp. NIES-65
Lineage: Eukaryota; Viridiplantae; Streptophyta; Zygnematophyceae; Desmidiales; Closteriaceae
Source: the annotation of a GenBank genome assembly